This is a messenger RNA of Cryptomeria japonica (Japanese cedar), 726 nucleotides long. Its product is annotated as E3 ubiquitin-protein ligase RING1-like. The record is from RefSeq and is a predicted model, not a curated record. NCBI's taxonomy places the organism in Eukaryota, Viridiplantae, Streptophyta, Pinopsida, Cupressales, Cupressaceae. The coding region runs from base 1 to 726 and encodes 241 amino acids. The transcript has 2 exons.
AUGAGUACCAACAACACACAAGUAGAUAGCGUUGCUCUUCUCCAGCGACUAAGGGACAUUAGCGACGUUCUUCGAGACAGUAUUUUGAUAGCACGAAGUUUAUUAUCCUCCACCGGUGCUGAUGGCAUCGUUCCACUCGAUUACAUUCAGAACCAUGAAGACAACUCCAUAAACGAUUUACUACCAGAAUUUGUUGAAAUAGAAAAUCAGAUUAUUGGCUUAUCGGACAACGAUUGUUCCCGUGAGCCCAUUAACACAGUUUACAACAGUUUCAGUGAUUUAUCUGAACUGAUUGGCCGCAUGAUUCUAGGAUCUCAUGAGUUCUCCAAAGUUGAGUUGCCAGAUGAUAGAGAGGAUGUGCAGACGCUAACUCAAAUUAUAAUUUCUGCCAAUCAUGUUAAUGGAAACUGCUCGAUUUGCACCGAGCCUUUUCAACUGGGGGAAGAUGCCCGACAGAUGCCUUGUCAUGAAUCCCACAUAUUCCAUACUCACUGCCUUCUUCGAUGGCUCGAAAGCAGGUACCAUGGGCCAAAUGGCCCUGCAAAAUGCUUGUACUGCGCACCGCCAGCACUGAUAGCACGGGCCCCGCCAACCUCCACCUCGCCCACCACCACUGCUGCCUGGCUGCCGCCCCCUAUGUUGCCUACUCUGUCUCUCUACUGCUUCUCCACUAGGGCACCGCCAAAGUACCUCCCUCGGGCCACCUCUGCCUGGCCCUACAACUAG